AUGAACUAUCAAGAAACCUUAAAGAAACUAACAGACAGAUUUGACGAGCAUGACAUACCAGCUACUGUUCAAGCAAAAUUCAUGCAAUCGUCUCAAACUAUUGGUGAGACGUUAGAGGACUGGGCUGAUAGGGUUCUUACUUUGACUGUGAGAGCUUUCAAAGGUUUACCUGAAACAUUUGCAAAUGAACAGGCAGUAAACAAAUUCUGCCAAGGCAUGGAGGAUAAAGAUGCUGGAGAAUAUGUUUGUAAUCAAGCUCCAGGAACAGUACAUCAAGCUAUUCAAAUGGUAAGAAGGUACCAACAAAUUCAUGUAGCUAUGCAUGGUAAGUCGAAACCUGAUAGGCAAAAAAGGAGAGUAGAUUACGACUCAGAAACUGUAAGUGCUUUUAAUCAAAUACAGCCUUCAAGGAGUGAAUAUGUUCAACAACAGGGCCUGCAGAAAGCUCUCCAAGAUCUAGAGGUACGGUUAAAGAAAACAAUUAUAGAUAAAUUAGAACAACCAGGUAAGAGAAUGAGGCCAACAAGACCACGAUUUGAACAUAAAUCACGGGCUUGUUAUACAUGUGGAAAAGAAGGACAUUUUAGAAGAAAUUGUCCUAAUAAACAAAAGUAUAAUUUAAACUUCAAAGGGUCGGAGAAGAAGGCCGCACCCCAACCCCCAAGUCAGUAG
Molecule: messenger RNA, 672 nt
Organism: Mercenaria mercenaria
Lineage: Eukaryota; Metazoa; Mollusca; Bivalvia; Venerida; Veneridae
Exons: 1
Coding region: 1-672 (223 amino acids)
Molecular function (GO): zinc ion binding; nucleic acid binding
Source: RefSeq, a predicted model, not a curated record